Messenger RNA from Conger conger (European conger), 6319 nucleotides. RefSeq names its product ras-specific guanine nucleotide-releasing factor 2-like. Gene Ontology annotation, biological process: Ras protein signal transduction; positive regulation of GTPase activity. NCBI's taxonomy places the organism in Eukaryota, Metazoa, Chordata, Actinopteri, Anguilliformes, Congridae. Gene Ontology annotation, cellular component: plasma membrane. The transcript has 29 exons. The record is from RefSeq and is a predicted model, not a curated record. Gene Ontology annotation, molecular function: guanyl-nucleotide exchange factor activity; protein binding. Bases 1 to 3813 code for a protein of 1270 amino acids.
AUGCAGAAAAGUGUGCGGUACAAUGAGGGGCACGCUCUGUAUCUAUCCAUGGUCGCGCGCAAAGAGGGCACCAAACGCGGCUAUCUCAAUAAAAAGACGACGGAAAACAGUCGUUGGCAUGAGAAAUAUUUCGCUUUGUAUCAAAAUGUCCUGUUUUAUUUCGAGAACGACCAAAGCACUCGCCCUUCUGGGAUUUAUUUGUUAGAAGGAUGCACAUGCGAACGGGUCCCAGCACCAAAGGUUUCCACGGCGGGCAAGGAGACUCUGGACAAGCUGCAUUACUUCCUGGUGGUCUUUGGCCACGAUGGACAGAAGCCCCUGGAGUUGCGCACGGAGGAGGAGGCUGACUGCGAGGAGUGGGUGGAGGCUAUCCAGCAGGCCAGCUACUCUGACCUCAUCAUCGAGCGUGAGGUGCUCAUGCAGAAGUACAUCCACCUGGUGCAGAUCGUGGAGACAGAGAAGGUGGCGGCCAAUCAGCUCCGCAGCCAGCUGGAGGAUCAGGACACAGAGAUUGAGAGGCUCAAGGCCGAGAUUGUUGUUCUGAAUAAAACCAAGGAAAGGAUGAGGCCAUACCAGGUAAUCCAGGAUGAGGAGGACCCUGAUAUUAAGAAGAUUAAAAAGGUGCAGAGCUUCAUGCGGGGCUGGCUGUGCAGGCGGAAGUGGAAGAUCAUUGUUCAGGACUAUAUCUGCUCUCCCCACGCAGAGAGCAUGAGGAAGAGGAAUCAGAUUGUGUUCAACAUGGUGGAGGCCGAGACGGAGUACGUCCACCAGCUCUCCAUCCUGGUCAACUGCUUCCUGCGGCCGCUGCGCAUGGCCGCCAGCUCAAAGAAACCGCCAAUCAGCCAUGAUGAUGUCAGCACCAUCUUCCUCAACAGUGAGACCAUCAUGUUUCUACAUGAGAUAUUCCACCAAGGCUUGAAGGCCAGGAUAGCCAACUGGCCCACAUUAGUGUUAGCUGACCUCUUCGACAUCCUCCUGCCAAUGCUCAACAUCUACCAGGAGUUUGUGCGGAACCACCAGUACAGCCUGCAGGUGCUGGCCAACUGCAAGCAGAACCGGGAUUUUGACAAGCUGCUGAAGCAGUACGAGGCCAACGCUGCCUGUGAGGGCAGGAUGCUGGAGACCUUCCUCACCUACCCCAUGUUCCAGAUCCCUCGCUACAUCAUCACGCUCCAUGAGCUGCUGGCCCACACCCCUCACGAGCACGUGGAGCGAAAGAGUCUGGAGUUCGCCAAGUCCAAACUGGAGGAGCUGUCCCGGGUGAUGCACGACGAGGUCAGCGACACGGAGAACAUCCGGAAGAACCUGGCCAUCGAGCGCAUGAUCGUGGAGGGCUGUGACAUCCUCCUGGACACCAGCCAGACGUUCGUGCGACAGGGCUCUCUGAUCCAGCUGCCCUCAGUGGAGCGGGGGAAGCUCAGCAAGGUGCGCCUGGGAUACCUCUCCCUGAAGAAGGAGGGCGAGCGACAGUGCUUCCUCUUCACCAAGCACUUCCUCAUCUGCACCCGCAGCUCCGGGGGCAAGCUGCACCUCCUCAAACAGGGCGGGGCCCUCUCUCUGAUCGAGUGCACGCUCAUCGAGGAGCUGGACGCCAGCGAAGAAGAGUCCAGUGCGGGUGGGCAGGUGUUCAGCCACCUGGAGUUCAAGAUCGUGGUCGAACCGUCAGAUGGGCCCUCCUUCACCGUGGUGCUUCUGGCGCCCUCUCGGCAGGAGAAGGCGGCGUGGACCAGUGACAUCAGUCAGUGCAUCGACAACAUCCGCUGCAACGGCCUGAUGACCAGCGUGUUUGAGGAGAACUCCAAAGUCACCGUGCCUCACAUGAUUAAAUCCGAUGCGCGUCUCCAUAAAGAUGAUGUUGACAUUUGCUUCAGCAAGACGCUCAACUCGUGCAAGGUUCCCCAGAUCCGCUACGCCAGCGUGGAGCGGCUUCUGGAGAGGCUGACCGACCUGCGGUUCCUCUCCAUCGACUUCCUCAACACCUUCCUGCACACCUACCGCAUCUUCACCACGGCCGCCGUCGUCAUGGACAAGCUGGCCGACAUCUACAAGAAGCCCUUCACAUCUAUCCCCGUCAGGGUCCAGUAUCAUUCAUGUGACCGUUUGUCCAUCACCUCCAUCUGUCCUGACUACAGCCUGAAGAUCACAAGGCUAGCCCUGGACCAGUCAAAAUCCCUGGAGCUCUUCUUUGCCACGAACCAGAGCAGAGGAAGCACGGAGCACGUGAACGACAAGUCCCCCCGGCUGUGCCGCAAGUUCUCCUCUCCUCCGCCCCUCUCCAUCCCCUCCCGCACCUCCUCCCCCGUUCACACGCGCAAGCUCUCCCUCAGCUCGCCCGUCAGCGCCAAGGUGGGCGCCCUGGACCUGACCACCACCACCUCCCCUUCAGGCGCAAGCAGCCCCACCUCCACCUGCAACCCCACCAUGUCGCCCCCGCCCGGCAGCACCAAGGCCCCCCUGGACCUGAGCCGGGCCCCCUCCUCCCCCGAGCACAGCCCCGGGCUCCUGGAGGAGGGAGCGGAGCUACCCCGCAUCGACGCCUUCUGUGGGAAACUGCGCCGCAGCAUCCGCAGGGCUGUUCUGGAGUCCGUGUCUCUGGACAAGUUCAUUCCGGAGACCCCCUCAGCCAGCGAAUCGGGUGACGUGUCGCCCUGCCGGUCCCCCUCCACUCCCCGACACCUGCGCUACCGGCAGCCUGGGGUCCAGACGGCAGAGGGCUCCCGGUGUGCCGUGUCUCCCGCCUCUGCCUUUGCCAUCGCCACGGCAGCAGCUGGGCACAGCAGCCCCCCAGGUUUUAAUUCAGAGAGGACGUGUGACAAAGAGUUCAUCAUACGCAGGGCGGCCACCAACAGAGUGCUUAACGUCCUACGCCACUGGGUCUCCAAGCAUUCCCAGGACUUUGAGAUGAAUGGGGAGCUGAAGAUGGGCGUGAUCUGCCUGCUGGAGGAGGUUCUCCGUGACCCUGACCUGCUGCCCCAGGAGAGGAAAGCCACAGCCAACAUACUGAGUGCGCUCUCUCAGGAUGACCAGGAUGAUGCCCAGCUGAGGAUCGAGGACAUUUUGCAGAUGGCUGAGUAUCCCAAAGCUGAAUGCUUUGAGUCGCUGUCAGCAAUGGAACUCGCAGAGCAGAUCACCCUGCUGGACCACAUCGUCUUCAGGAGCAUCCCGUACGAGGAGUUUCUGGGCCAGGGCUGGAUGAAGGUGGACAAGACUGAACGCACCCCAUACAUCAUGAAGACCAGCCAGCACUUCAAUGAUAUGAGUAACCUGGUGGCAUCCCAGAUCAUGACCCACACAGACGUGGGCUCCAGGACCAGCUCCAUUGAGAAAUGGGUGGCGGUCGCUGACAUCUGCCGAUGUCUGCACAAUUACAACGGCGUGCUGGAGAUCACCUCCGCCCUCAACCGUAGUGCCAUCUACAGACUGAAGAAGACCUGGGCCAAGGUCUGCAAGCCGACAAAAGCGUUAAUGGACAAGUUGCAGAAGACGGUAUCAUCCGAGGGAAGAUUUAAAAACCUGAGGGAAACCCUGAAAAACUGUAACCCACCCUGUGUCCCAUACCUGGGAAUGUACCUGACUGACCUGGCCUUUAUCGAGGAGGGAACCCCCAACUUUACUGAGGAGGGCCUGGUCAACUUCUCCAAAAUGAGAAUGAUAUCUCACAUAAUCAGAGAGAUCCGGCAGUUCCAGCAGACACCCUACAGAAUAGAGCACCAGCCAAAGGUGACGCAGUACCUGCUGGACAAAACCCUUAUCAUGGAUGAAGACACGCUGUAUGAACUUUCCCUAAAGAUCGAGCCCAGGCUCCCAGCUUGAGUGACGCAAUUACAAAAAAUCCCACCUAUGCUAUGAAGCACGUUUUUGGAAUUGGAGGAUGAAAUACAUGGGUAAUUCUACAAUGCAUGUGUUGUUUGUUCGUCCCGGGUCUCGGUUAUUCAGCGUGUAAGUGGAGUGGACAAAGGAGUCGAUCUUAAAUUGAUUAAAUAUUGCCCUCUGCUGGUAUAAAAAUAAGGCUUGGUCAUGGUUCCGCUUGUUUGAUGUGCAAGUAGAAUACUCUCUCACACAAUACUACUCUCAAUCAAUUUCAUGAGAGGAUCGUCUAUAAUGUUUUUGGGUUUACACUUUUCAAUCCCUAAAAACAAGUCAAAGGUAUUGUCCUUGUAAUUGUGUUUUGAAUUAUUAUUGCGUAACAAUGCACACUGUCCCAUUUGGAUCCCCCUGAAUACAGAUAUGGCCUACUGCUGCUAUGUGCAUUUUCUGGUUCAUGAGUGAACAAGUGUAGAAUGCCCAGUGUCAUAGUGGUCUAUGAACCUGCAUCUAUUCAGGGUUUAGCUGUGACUGCAAGUGUCUUGAAAAGAUGGCGAGGGUAUAGUCAAAUGUGUUUCAAAUCUGUUUGCAGCUGAAACGUGUUUACAGUCCAUAUUCUGAUUAGGGUUGUCACUUUUUUGUUUGGUGAUUGAACUUGUUCGAACCUCAGGAAAAUGAAAAUAAAAUUCGCGUAAAACCUGUUUACAAGGCGAAAUAAGGAGCUAAGUGGCGCUCUACGCAAUCUGUGUUGCGCUCAUUAGUGCUCGGUAUUAAAUAAAGCAAACAAUAAACAGUCGUAUUGUUUUGUCUUAUGGGUAUACCGUUAGCUACCAUGAAAACACAGUUCACUGACUGGCCAUGCUAUCCUCGUACGCUGUAGGGAUAGCAUGAACAUGGAGAAGGAGAAAGUCGUCUAGAACUCGUGUAAGCGGGCUGACGCCUUAUCCCCUUCAAAAGAGAGAUCGGUCAGUUUAGUUUAAGUCAUGCCAUUGUUAUGAAUUAGGCUAAUGAUGGACUCGUGAAUUAUGUUUUCUUAAUUUUGAAAACAGUUCUACCAAGUCAUUUGAUUGCUGUGAGCGGCAUCAGUGGUAUUGUUAUGAACGUCGCUGGUUGUAUUUUGUUGAAUAAAACUUCAAGAUAUUGCUGUGUUUAUUAGUUAUAGCAUAACACAUUUAAGCCAUUUAGUGACAUGACUAAUGAGAAAUUAAAACUGGGACAUAAUAAUUACAUUUAGGCAACGCUCUAUUGAAUUUUAGAUAAAUAGAUGAAUUGAACACAUUUUUUAAAAUGUCUGUUAUUUAUGAGAUUCGGUUGAACUCAAUUCUUAUAAAAAACAAGAGUGACGGCGCUAAUUCUGACCCAUUUCCUUUGAAUGGCUGUACACCCCAUCAAUAACCACUGUAUACGUUCUCACUCCAUUUACAUUCCAUAUAUUUGAGAGAGAAAAUGAAAAGACUGAAGCUCAAUUGUCCUAUGAUUGAAAAAACCUGUCUAAAACAUACUGAAACCGCCAUUACAGGUUGCAAUUGCACUGUUGUUUUAUGUUUUUAUACUGUAGAGGUACACAUCACUGCAUUAUUUUCAGUUAAAAUCGAUGUACUAAUUGUUCGUCUGGCUGAGUAGCUGCUUUUAGUUCGUUCACACACAAUAACACUUAACCCCUAUCCUGAAAGCAACACCUGUGGUAUUUUGAUAGUCUAAACUGCUCUGUCCUUCCAUGUGUAAUGGCAAUUGAGAAUUUCUGUUUUUGUGGAAUAUGUUUUUUAAAAAUUGCAUGUUCAGAAGCUAAUUGAAUGUUAGCAUGUAACAAAAGGCACCUUCAUUAGAAAUUUUGCUGUUAACAGACAACAUGUUUAUUCAUUUAAGAAUGUUACAUUUCUAUUUAUAAAAGUUUUAAGCAACUCUACAUUAUACAAGUUUGCAUUAUUCAGUAGAAGAAAAUGUCCUUUGAAACUGUAUGCAUAUUGACCCUUGGAUGGGGGGAAACUUGUGUAUGGUUGUUAAGGUAACCAACUCAGACUUAUUUCUCAUUGCUAUGGGAUAUGGUAUUGAAAAGACCUGAAAGAUGCCAUUUCAGCUCUAUAUUGUUUAGCAGUUUACUUUACAUGACUAGAUGUGAUCAUUUUAAAAGGACCCUUAUUUUGUAUAUGGCAUGUCAAAAGAAAUGUAUUGCAUAAAGUAGGUUUAUUAAUAUUUUGAAUAGUUAUUUAAAACCAUUCCAUUCUUUCUUAUUGUUUUUGUUUUUGUAUUUUCAUUUGUAAAAAAGAAGAAAAAUGUAGCAUAUUACAUAACAUUUUAAUUCCUUCCUAUUUAAAAAACCAUUCAGCGAUAUGUUAAUGCAGGUAUGUAUAUAUUGCCAGGGCAUGCAUGUUCCCAAAUGAGACUUGCUGACUGGGCAUCUGCUUUUAUACAUUAUUGUAAAAUACUAUUUCUUUUUUCUCACCCAUGGACUCUUUCAGAUUAUACGCAGCCACUUUAAUCCAAUGCCUGUAAAAUAAAAUAUUGCCCAAGUCUA